AUGUCCCUGAACGCCGACUCUGAGCCAACAGAGUCGAUCCUUCAGGAGGAUAGCUCCUGUAUCCCUAUGGAGCAGGAGUGCAUGGCACCCCGCCGAUGUGCAUCCCGCCUUGGUUCGCCGCAAAGCCGCAGGGCAAACGGAACCUCUUCUGGAUCCGGCUCCCACGCUGCACUAUUACGCUGCCCACAACCCGCCGUUGGAACCCCAUCCGACAUGGCCGGUCUGUCCAACGCAUGUCGCCGCCGUCAGCUCUACAUCAAGAAGACACAAUAUGCUUAUGGAGACCAAGACCUUAGCUGCAUCUCGGGAUGCUCUUUCGCAGAGAAAGAAAGUAGAAGCGGCCGACAGUCGGACAUAGGAAAGCCUCUAGCUCAGCACAUUCAUCGUAAUGAUCGUAUAACCGUCUUGCUAGUCUCCACUCUCCCAAGCCGAACCCGAGCAAAAGUCCAAGAAGGGGGCUGUUCUCGUGAAAGCUCUCCACCGUACGGAUACUUGAUUGAGCAGCAGAGACCACGGAAACCUGGAAGAAGGGCGAAUAGAAGACUAGACAGGGCGUGGUCGCCAGUUCACGUUUCGCUCGUUGCGCCCGCGGUGGGAACCCGCCCCAGUGGUUAUCCCUUCGGUCCACGGCCCAGUCGGGGCUCCGUUCGUCUGUUGCGAAGUGCCGCGCGCAAGUCAGCCAGCGUUGAAGCGCAAGGCAUCUCGCAACCCGCCCCCAUGACUCGUCCCUUUGGAGAACUCGGAUGUACGCUUGGCGUGUCACACGUUCACGACCGCUGGUUACCUUUCGUAGGGUCGCUUCUAGCGCCGGGUUUCCCGCUCAGCGGCAUAGAAGCCAGAUGUUUGCUCAACUUCGGAGUAUGUGUCAUGAAGCUUGUCCAAAUCGCCGAGGGCGCAAGCUUAGCUCAGCUUCGCUAUCAGCGUGUCGAACUCGGCGCCGCCACCACCACCGGUGAGCCAAGCUUCUCGGGUGAUGCACCUAGAAUGCGGCCAUCCAAUGUAUUAGUCGACGCAUUUGGUGGAUGCAUCAUUGCUAUUUCAAUAGGUAGGAUGGGAUGGAUCGGCUCUGGCACAGUUCAUCCUGUUUCCGUAGAGCCUAUCAGCACAUUCGGUGCCAACAGUCAGUUUGAGCAACCGCUUGCCUGUAGCUCACAACCUCGAUGCGCUCAUCCUACGAGUGAAGAACUCCAUCCUACAACAAGGCAGCUGAGAAGAAUCCAUCUUUCCGUCCCGUAUUUGGAGGGACGCCUCUUGAUGCCUAGCGACGGCCCUACAUUGACCAAGAUGGGAGAGGCGGCCGGUACAGCAACAACUUCAAGCGAAGACGGGCCGCGGACGCGGGCUCAGCCUGAUCGUCCAGCCUACAUGGUUCAAGAACUCGUCUUAUUGAAGAGGCGACUGCUUCAUCAUUCUGAGAAGCAUGCAGCGUGGAGUCUGUGGGCGAGAUCGGGCGACAGGACUACAUGUAGCCAUUUGAGCCAGGAACCGGUUUGCUGGGUCUGCGGACUUCCACUCAGCUCGCUAGAAGAACCGCUGUAUGAUUUCAUCUUUCAAAGCCCAUCACGCUUCACCUUCCCUAGGUCGGCAGGACCAGCGAUACCGCGUACACGCUGGCGAAUUCGGGAAGCUAGCCGGGAUACCGCUGUCGCCAUUGGCGGUACAGGUCAUCGAACGUCGGAUGAGAGUUUGGGAAUCGCGAGAAAUUCUCUAUGGACACGUAAAGUAAAGGCCCCAAGUAAACAACUGACCAUCCGAGAAUACUCCACGCCUCUCUCCAUCUUGCACACCAAGGUAAGUGGACCAACCGUCAACCGAGUAUCCGGAUAUGGGACUGUUGAGUUUUCAGACAACAAAAUGAAGAUCCUGGUAGAUUUGCCGUAUAUGCAAGUGACCAUUCCCCGUAACAUGAGCCAUGAGCUGGGUAUUUCACUGUUGCCUGGCGAUGUCCAAAAAGAGUCUGUACGGCGUGAAAAUUCUCACUUGAUGAUCCUUCGCCCGACAACGAAAGCCUCCAGCUCCUCUCCGAUCCUCUCACAUCGAGAAUGGCAGGUGCCUGGCGAUGAGAAGUCCACGACGGGGGACCCGCUUGAGCGGCACAGAACGGUGCCCGGCCACGAAAAUGAAGACUCUAAUCUGAACGGGCGGAUGCCCGGAUACGUCGGCGGCCCUUGGAGAAGAUCCAACCGUUCCCCCUCCUCAUACCAAAGGUCCCCUACGGUCCCGAAAGAUUGGCAGCCUAACUCCGUAGAGAGACAACACUAA
Colletotrichum lupini is the source of this 2262-nucleotide messenger RNA. RefSeq lists its product as uncharacterized. The transcript is spliced from 13 exons. Lineage: Eukaryota; Fungi; Ascomycota; Sordariomycetes; Glomerellales; Glomerellaceae. The record is from RefSeq and is a predicted model, not a curated record. The coding region runs from base 1 to 2262 and encodes 753 amino acids.